This is a messenger RNA of Mizuhopecten yessoensis (Yesso scallop), 1363 nucleotides long. RefSeq lists its product as uncharacterized. The record is from RefSeq and is a predicted model, not a curated record. Lineage: Eukaryota; Metazoa; Mollusca; Bivalvia; Pectinida; Pectinidae. Gene Ontology annotation, molecular function: protein binding. The transcript has 2 exons. Bases 103 to 1269 code for a protein of 388 amino acids.
UCAUCUAACGGUGUGACAGAAAGAAGGUCCAGAGGUAGGAUUCACGAUCUAUCAUUCCUGCAGGCCUGCGUACAGGUAUAACCUUUCUUAUAACACUCUUUGAUGGAAAUGGGGAAAGUGAAAUUUGCUUUUCUUCUAAUAAUGCUGCAUUUAUGUCAUGUUAGUGCAGAAUAUAAUACGGAUCAUGCUUUAAAACAUGGGAGAGCGAAACACGAUAUCACUGAUACAAUCAUGACGUUAGAAGACCAUGUACUGGCAGAUAUUGAGCGACGACUGAGUUCACUGGAAUCGGAUAACCGUCGUUUCACGAUUAAAAAUCAGCAAAUCCACAAGACAAACAUAGACCUGAAACAAGAAAUACAACAAGGUAAGGCAGAGAACCAGAAACUUCGGAAAGGCGUUCGACGACUCGAGAUCGAAAACCGCCAUUGUAUGCAAGUGGUUAAAAAUAUCCAGGAAACGAUGCGACUGCUAGUAGAAGAAAACCAAAAGUUGACAAAAUCAAAUGAGAUGGCAGAUCGACACGACCCUGUGGCUAGUCAAGAUAUUAAUGGAAACUUUGUGAAAUCCAAAGAUGUUACAUGGACUGCUCCUACUGAAGCACAUGACUUCUCAUACAGUGUUCCAUAUAGCGUUCUUAAAUCUGCGAGCAGUGCUUUUCAACAAGCUGAAAGGAGUGACAGUAACGGAAAACAAUACACCCCUGACGAAUUGAAUAAAAACCUGGUCACGGAUGUCAUUGAUAGUUUUGUGAAGGAUCGACCUAGCAUGCCAGUCCAAAGAAGCAAUAAUGGGAGUAUUGCUACUGCAUCUACUCAGUCACGUACUGUCCAGAGUAAAAGUCCUAAGAACGCACGUGCUGCUGGUCCCUCAGCUGCUGUCGCCUUCCACGCAAGGUUAUCAUCAGACCUUACCAGCCCUGGGGAUGACCAGACGAUCAUCAUGUCGGACGUUCUCACCAACGAAGGUUCGGCAUACGAAAGGUUAUCCGGGCAUUUCACGAGUCCCGUAUCCGGUGUGUACGUUUUUUUUGUCACAACAUUGGCUUUUCCUAAUAAACACAUAGAAACAAUGCUUCUUAAAAACGGACAUAGCAUUGGUAUGCUUAUUAGUGGCAACUCCGAUACUUGGGGUCCAAGUUCCAAUAUGGUAAUUGUCACCGCCCAAAAAGGAGAUCACGUCUGGGUUAAAGUAAAUGGUCACUACCAUGACACUGGAACAGUCUUACAUCAAGGUUUUACAACCUUUUCUGGUUUUCUCCUUCACUGAAAUUAAAGAAAGAAUUGUAAUAUUGACAUAUGAGUUUUGUUAUUUAUUACAAAAGUACAAUGUAUAAAAAAGAUAUCUGGCCAACGAUCGAUUC